Molecule: messenger RNA, 2885 nt
Organism: Eucalyptus grandis
Lineage: Eukaryota; Viridiplantae; Streptophyta; Magnoliopsida; Myrtales; Myrtaceae
Product: probable inactive receptor kinase At1g48480
Exons: 2
Coding region: 351-2351 (666 amino acids)
Biological process (GO): protein phosphorylation
Molecular function (GO): ATP binding; protein binding; protein kinase activity
Source: RefSeq, a predicted model, not a curated record
UCACGAACAUGGAGUUAGGGAGGGGCAAAAAGAUUGGGAAAAAGGAGCGAAAAGCACUGAGCAGCUCGUGUAGUUGUGUUUGACUACCGGUGCAGCUCAAGUACGAUGUCCAGCUAGGGUUUCUCUUUAACUGCCCUUUUAAUGUCGUUAUCUGUCUUCUUCAAACCUGCCCGGACUUCUCGCCCCUGCUCUCAUCCACAAAGCACGCACGGAGAGAGAGAUGGGAUGCAGGAAAAUGCAGCUCUUUAGUCCUCACCACCUCCCUCUUUCCGCUCAUUGAAAAGUUUCAAGAACUUGGUCCCUUUCCAUUUCUUGAAAGAGUUUCUUGUUCUUUCCCGUUUUCUUGAAACAUGCGAGUGCGCAGAACCCUCCUGGUCGCGCUCGCCAUUGUCGCCUCGUUCUUGUUCCCCGUUACGGGGCAAGACCUUGCUUCGGACAGGAAUGCGCUUCUCGCCCUGAGAUCCUCGCUCGCUGGCCGCACGCUCCUCUGGGACGCGAGCCAGCAAAGCCCCUGUUCUUGGGCAGGCGUCCAAUGCCAGUCCGGCCGUGUCACGUCUCUUCGCUUUCCCGGAGCUUCGCUCUCUGGUCAAAUCCCCGUCGGCAUUCUCGGCAAUCUGACUGGGCUGAAGACUCUCUCGCUCCGGCUCAACGCGCUUGCUGGCCAAAUCCCUCCAGAUCUCGCUUCUUGCACCGGCUUGCGCAACCUGUACUUGCAAGGUAAUCGGUUCUCAGGCCCGAUCCCUGAGUCUCUGCUGGGUCUACGCGAGCUCGUGAGGCUCAGCCUUGCCUCCAACACUCUCUCUGGGGAAAUUUCUCGGAGUUUCAGCAACUUGACUAGGCUCAGGACUCUGUCCCUCGAGAACAAUUCGCUCUCUGGGUCGGUUCCUGCUGAGCUGAGCCUGCUAAAGCUCGAGCAGUUCAAUGUUUCAAAUAAUUUGCUUAAUGGGUCAAUUCCUGAUGGUUUGAACAAGUUUAGUUCGGCUUCGUUUCUGGGUAAUUCAUUAUGUGGAAAACCACUUGGUCCAUGUCCUCCGGAUGUCCCUAUUCCUAGUAUUGGACCUAGCGUGGAUACGGGGGGUGAGAGUGGUGAAGGCGGCAAAAGGAAGAAGCUUUCUGGCUCUGCUGUCGCCGGCAUUGCCAUCGGUUGUGUGUUCAGUUUCAUAUUCAUUGUCAUAUUGGCGAUAUUCUUGUGCCGCAAGAGAGGUAGCAAGAGAACGAGGUCGAUUGACAUGGCAGUGCUUAAGCAACAAGAGAUGGUGCUUAAGCAACAAGAGAUGGUGCUUCGGGGCGAAAAGGCAUCUGGGGAUGCCGAUAUUUGCGAAUUCAAUGGCGAAUACUCGGUGGCGGCUGCUGCUGCGGCUGCGAUGACUGUACCAACUGGAAGGAAAGAAGCAAAUGGCGGUGGAGCAAGAAAGCUUGUUUUCUUUGGGAAAAUGGCGAGGGCCUUCGAUUUGGAGGACUUGCUGAGGGCAUCAGCGGAAGUCUUGGGGAAAGGGACAUUUGGGACUUCUUACAAGGCGGUCCUGGAGAUGGGAAACAUGGUUGCGGUGAAGAGGCUUAAGGAUGUGAACAUUGCAGUGGGGGAAUUCAAGGAAAAGAUUGAAGCUGUGGGAGCGAUGAAUCACGAGAAUUUAGUGCCUCUUCGGGCUUUCUAUUACAGCAACGAUGAGAAGCUUCUUGUCUACGAUUACAUGCCCAUGGGAAGCCUAUCUGCUCUAUUACACGGAAACAGGGGGGCAGGAAGAACUCCAUUGAAUUGGGAAUUGCGCUCCAGCAUUGCCCUAGGAGUUGCCCGUGGCAUCGAAUACCUUCAUUCUCAAGGACAUCAUGUAUCUCACGGAAACAUUAAGUCGUCCAACGUUCUCCUCACCAAGUCCCACAAUGCUCGCCUCUCCGAUUUUGGCCUGGCUCACAUUGUCGGCCCCUCGGUAGUACCCACCCGUCUCGCCGGCUAUCGUGCACCAGAAGUCACGGACCCUCGCAGAGUAUCCCAGAAGGCUGACGUCUAUAGCUUCGGUGUGUUGCUCUUGGAGCUUUUAACUGGGAAAGCCCCGGCCAAUUCUGUCUUAAAUGAAGAAGGCAUCGACCUUCCGAGAUGGGUUCAGUCCGUGGUUCGCGAGGAAUGGAGCUCCGAGGUUUUCGAUCUCGAGCUUCUUAGGUACCAGAACGCAGAGGAGGAGAUGGUCGAGCUCCUGCAGCUGGCCAUGGAUUGUGCGGCUCAGUAUCCUGACCAGCGCCCUUCAAUGCCGGACGUGAGGAGGCGAAUCGAAGAGUUGUCUCGGCGUAGCUUGCCCGAUCAUGGACCGCAGCCUGAUCAGGUCGAUGAUGUGGAGGUCACGUCUUCUCACUGAAUUGCUCAGGUCUCACCACUGCCGGGACACUGCCGGCCGCCAUGAUGUAUGGUCUUAAUGCUCCCGGCUAGCGUGUCAAUAUACUCUACUUAGGUUGUCAGAAGAAGCCGAUCUUUAAGCCCGCACUUUCUUGCGAAGGAAAUUUACUAUCUCCCCUACUUUACCUCAGGCCUAGUCUACUGUUUUUUCGGUGCUUCCCUUGUGGUACGUGUCAUGGAUCUUGUAAUUAUGACUUCCGCUUUUGCUUUUGAUGCAUAUCCUUUGCAAACCUUUUUCUUUCCCUAGCAGAGUCAUUUAAGCAAGUGGUCUUGAUGUUUUCCCUGUUGAAUUGGUCCCCCAAACAACCGAUAUCUCUCAUGCUUACCAAACUUGAAGGCUGAGUACAGGGUUUUGAUUGAUUGAACACACGGAGAAAUCUUUGGGAAGCCAUGGUUGUGGAGUGACUGCAGGCAUGUCUCUGUUUGCAGCUAAAGUCGUUUUCGGCUAGCGGAAGUGUCUCUGAAAUGGUUACAUAAAAGCUCGGUUUCUUAUUUA